This is a messenger RNA of Xyrauchen texanus (razorback sucker), 1343 nucleotides long. Its product is annotated as polyubiquitin-B-like. The record is from RefSeq and is a predicted model, not a curated record. Gene Ontology annotation, biological process: modification-dependent protein catabolic process; protein ubiquitination. The transcript has 2 exons. The coding region runs from base 106 to 1251 and encodes 381 amino acids. Gene Ontology annotation, cellular component: cytoplasm; nucleus. Lineage: Eukaryota; Metazoa; Chordata; Actinopteri; Cypriniformes; Catostomidae. Gene Ontology annotation, molecular function: protein tag activity; ubiquitin protein ligase binding.
UAUCACCGGAUCUUUUCAUGUUAGACGCUAGAUUUGCUCCCGUGACGACAGGAUACAGACUUCAUUACCGUGCUCUUCCAUAAAAAGAACAUUUGUUUCUUAAAGAUGCAGAUCUUUGUAAAGACGCUGACUGGCAAGACCAUCACCCUUGAGGUGGAGCCCAGUGACACCAUUGAGAAUGUCAAGGCCAAGAUCCAGGAUAAAGAAGGCAUUCCUCCUGACCAGCAGCGUCUGAUCUUUGCCGGCAAGCAACUGGAAGAUGGCCGCACCCUCUCCGACUACAACAUUCAGAAGGAAUCCACCCUCCAUCUUGUCCUUCGUCUGAGAGGUGGUAUGCAGAUCUUUGUCAAGACCCUGACUGGCAAGACCAUCACCUUGGAGGUGGAGCCAAGCGACACCAUUGAGAACGUCAAGGCCAAAAUCCAAGAUAAAGAAGGUAUUCCACCUGACCAGCAGCGUCUGAUCUUUGCCGGCAAGCAGCUCGAAGAUGGCCGCACCCUCUCCGACUACAACAUUCAGAAGGAAUCCACCCUCCAUCUUGUCCUGCGUCUGCGUGGUGGUAUGCAGAUCUUUGUCAAGACCCUGACUGGCAAGACCAUCACCUUGGAGGUGGAGCCAAGCGACACCAUUGAGAACGUCAAGGCCAAAAUCCAGGAUAAAGAAGGUAUUCCACCUGACCAGCAGCGUCUGAUCUUUGCUGGCAAGCAGCUCGAAGAUGGCCGCACCCUCUCCGACUACAACAUUCAGAAGGAAUCCACCCUCCAUCUUGUCCUGCGUCUGCGUGGUGGUAUGCAGAUCUUUGUCAAGACCCUGACUGGCAAGACAAUCACCUUGGAGGUGGAGCCAAGCGACACUAUUGAGAACGUCAAGGCCAAAAUCCAGGAUAAAGAAGGUAUUCCACCUGACCAGCAGCGUCUGAUCUUUGCCGGCAAGCAGCUCGAAGAUGGCCGCACCCUCUCCGACUACAACAUUCAGAAGGAAUCCACCCUCCAUCUUGUCCUGCGUCUGCGUGGUGGUAUGCAGAUCUUUGUCAAGACCCUGACUGGCAAGACCAUCACCUUGGAGGUGGAGCCAAGCGACACCAUUGAGAACGUCAAGGCCAAAAUCCAGGAUAAAGAAGGUAUUCCACCUGACCAGCAGCGUCUGAUCUUUGCUGGCAAGCAGCUCGAAGAUGGCCGCACCCUCUCCGACUACAACAUUCAGAAGGAGUCCACCCUCCAUCUUGUCCUGCGUCUGCGUGGGGGCAAUUAAUCUACCCUCAAUGGUUAAAGUCUUCAAUUGAUUAAAUUCCCUCCCCUUGUUCCUCCUUAAUCAUUCAAUAAAGUUCAAGCAUUCCUCACGGA